Molecule: messenger RNA, 330 nt
Organism: Oryza brachyantha (malo sina)
Lineage: Eukaryota; Viridiplantae; Streptophyta; Magnoliopsida; Poales; Poaceae
Product: ubiquitin-60S ribosomal protein L40-like
Exons: 4
Coding region: 1-330 (109 amino acids)
Biological process (GO): translation; protein ubiquitination; modification-dependent protein catabolic process
Cellular component (GO): cytoplasm; ribosome; nucleus
Molecular function (GO): structural constituent of ribosome; ubiquitin protein ligase binding; protein tag activity
Source: RefSeq, a predicted model, not a curated record
AUGGUUGGUAUCCCGCCGGAGCAGCAGCGUCUCAUCUUCGGCGGGAAGCAGCUGGAGGACGGGCGCAGCAGCCUCGGCGACUACAGCAUCCAGAAGGAGUCGACGGUGCAGCUGGUGCUCCGGCUCCGCGGCGGCACGAGGGGCCGGCGGCUACAUCAUCCAGGACCCAGCCUGCUGGCCCUCGCGCUCAAGUACAACGAGAAGAAGAUGGUCUGCCGCAAGUGCUAUGCACGUCUUCCCGACAGGGCUACCCACUGCCGCAAGAAGAAGUGUUGCCACAGCAAUCAGAUAAGACCAAAGAAGAGAUUCGUAUCCAAGCACACCAUCUGA